AUGGCAGAUACACAAGAGCAGAUGUUCUCUCAGAGAAUAUCACAACAAUACAGCAACAAUAUGUUCAGACAUCGUGGUGUCAAUGCAGAGAUAGAGGUUGUUCUCAAAUACGCAGACGGUCAAGAGCGAUCAGGCACAUUCACAAAAGUAGGUCAACCGAUCAAUCUGUAUGAUGGAUCAAAGGUAACUGCGCCAGGUGAGUCUGACAUAAUUGAAGACCCUGCAAUAUUCAACCAGUUCUCCAUAUUCAUUCACAGUCUAAACCCACGAGGCGGUUGCACCGACAAUCGCAACCACUGCCUCUACGAUUGCAUCAAGGAGGUAUAUCCAAAGGAACUGAUCGAUCAUUUCGGUAAGCCAUAUCGUCUCAAGAAGUUUCUCGGCCUGGAUGACUAUGAUCCCGUCCACUACAGGUUGAUCCCACGUCUCGAGGACAAGCUUGGAAUACGCAUUCAAGUCAAUGGUGAGUAUUCAUACGACUCAACCGCGACACAUGUGAGAUCGAUCAAUCUCAAACUGACCAACGGCCAUUACUCUCUAAUCAAAGCAUCGCGCUUGCCAUGUCGUAUUAUUUACAAGGGCGAGCACAACAAAGACGUUUACAUCAAACCAGUCUCAUUCAAACUCAAGGGCGACAUGGCAGAGCUCUGGGAUGGAGUCGAUCAAAUCAUGAUGCCACUAUCACAGUUCUACGACGAGGACAGAAAUAAUUAUCGAUCAAAGACUCAAUUCAUCAGGAGCCCUCCCCACCAGACACUGCAACAGACCCUCGAUCAAUUCGUAAGUGAUGCAGAUGCUCUCAAGGCACAUACCAACGGCGCCAUCGACAUGUAUUUCACAGGACACAAUAUUAACAACGCAGCCCUCGACCUAUUCUACAAAUACAAUCAAACAGUUGAAGCAGAUCAUCUCGAGCUCGAUGAAGCGCAAUGGAUCGCCAAGGCGUCGAGCAAAGCAUUUCAAUACUCAGAACCAUACGAAGGACCGUUGUACAAGUAUGACGUUUCGGCGAUGUAUGCAGCAAUCAUGAAGAGCAGCACCUUCGCCGUGCCCACCAAGAAAGGCAAGUUCCAACGACUCACUGAUGCCGAGCUUGUGAAAUGCAUCCCAUUUGGUAUUUAUAGGGCGACCAUCAAUGGCUCUCAUCGAGCGUUCCAACUCAACUAUCACAACUACUACACUCACUACAACCUCACUUUCGCGCAGGAGCUAGGACUGACAUUCAAUUUGAUCGAUGACAGCGAGAACAACGCUCUCCUCUAUCCCACUGGCAGGGUCACCGGUUCGAUCAUGUUUGGCGAAUAUAUCAAUCAGGUCCUUGGAUGGAAAGCCGCAUGCGAACCCAAAUCUAGAUUAGAAGGGCUCUGCAAGCAGCUUUAUCAACGUCUCUGGGGAGCACUGGCAAAGAAGACAACGCGCAAGAAGCACGUCGUGGUCAACACCGAGCCAACAGUGAUGGAGACCAAGAAUGGUAAGAUGACACACCGAUCGUUCGAAUGCAAUGUUCGCGAUUGCGACACGAUCUUGAGUGUCACAGCAGCGAGCAAUGGUAAUGUCAAUAUCAAGCUUGGCUCCAGCGACAAGAUGUACGUCACGCCAUUCGCUCGCAUCAUGCCAUUCAUCAUCUCUCGUGGUCGCAAGAUGAUUGGAACGAUAAUAAAGGACGACAUUGACAACAUCAAACGUGUGCACACUGAUGGAUUCGUCUCGACCAAGCCCUGGACCGAGAAGACAAGCAAGCAAUCACUUGAUUAUCCCAAGAUUGGCGAGGAGUGCGGUGAUCUCAAAUAUGAGGGCUUCUGUCCCGAUGCCAUUGUCACUAACAUGCGCAAGACUGUUGGAGAGUUUAAAUACAAUAGUUGUUGGUAG
This is a messenger RNA of Acytostelium subglobosum LB1, 1869 nucleotides long. RefSeq lists its product as hypothetical. Lineage: Eukaryota; Evosea; Eumycetozoa; Acytosteliales; Acytosteliaceae. The transcript has a single exon. The record is from RefSeq and is a predicted model, not a curated record. Bases 1 to 1869 code for a protein of 622 amino acids.